Lathyrus sativus (Indian pea) is the source of this 246-nucleotide messenger RNA. Lineage: Eukaryota; Viridiplantae; Streptophyta; Magnoliopsida; Fabales; Fabaceae. The record is from the annotation of a GenBank genome assembly.
AUGGAGGCACAUAAAGAAAGGAAAGAGAAAGUAGAAAAAGAUAACACAACAAGAGGAAUAUCGGAGAAGAAGAUUAUUGAUAACCAAAUCAAUGAUGAUAGAUGUAAAAGGGAAUUAGAGUGUGACAAAGUGUCCAAAAGGAUUAUUUGUGACAGCAUAAUUUCAAAUGGUGAAAAAGCUCAAGAUCCUAAUGAUGUGUUGGCUUUCUCUCGAUCAGUUAAUAAUGUUGAUUCCUCACUCGAGUGA